This is a messenger RNA of Xyrichtys novacula (pearly razorfish), 775 nucleotides long. The record is from the annotation of a GenBank genome assembly. Lineage: Eukaryota; Metazoa; Chordata; Actinopteri; Labriformes; Labridae.
AUGGUUGAGUGGACUGAGCAGGAGCGUAGCACCAUCAACAAAAUCUUUGGCAGCCUGAAUUAUGACGACAUCGGCCCCAAGGCACUGCGAAGGUACGUGACUCAUCGGUAGUGAAACCUGAGAGCAAUAAACUAAUAGCUGUGAAUGACUCUCUAAAUGUUAUUACUCUUUUUCUUCUCCAGGUGUCUGAUCGUCUACCCCUGGUGCCUGAAGUAUUUUGGUGACUUCGGUGCCACUCACAACGCUGAAGCCAUCCAGAAAAACGACAAAAUCGCAAAGCAUGGCAUCGUGGUGCUGCACGGUCUCGACCUGGCUCUGAAGAACAUGGACUGCAUCAAGGCCACCUAUGCCAAGCUGAGCGUGCUGCACUCCGAGAAGCUGCACGUGGACCCCGACAACUUCAAAGUAAACUUUUUAAUUUUAUCCUACUUAAUGGUCACAUUCCUUUGUCUCUCAUUGAGACAAAUCAUUCAAAAUGUCGAUUUUACACGGAUAGUGGCGUAUACAUAUAUCUAGAAAAAGAUUAGAAAAGUCAUGGUUUCAUGUCAUAAAUUACAGUUUAUACUGCUAAGCAAAGCCAAGCUGUCUUAAGACUGCAUAUUAUAAAUGGAUACAUUAAGUUAAUUUUUCUCUUUUUAUUCUACAGCUGCUGUCUGACUGUUUGGCCAUUGAAAUCGCCUCCCUCAUGAAAAGUGACUUCACACCUGAUGUUCAGGCCAGCUUCCAGAAAUUUCUGGCUGUGGUGGUGUCUGCUCUGGGAAAACAGUACCAUUAA